Messenger RNA from Orussus abietinus, 3402 nucleotides. It is a transcript of the gene kz, whose product is annotated as probable ATP-dependent RNA helicase kurz. Gene Ontology annotation, molecular function: RNA binding; ATP binding. Gene Ontology annotation, cellular component: intracellular anatomical structure; nucleolus. Bases 126 to 3386 code for a protein of 1086 amino acids. NCBI's taxonomy places the organism in Eukaryota, Metazoa, Arthropoda, Insecta, Hymenoptera, Orussidae. The record is from RefSeq and is a predicted model, not a curated record. Gene Ontology annotation, biological process: maturation of SSU-rRNA from tricistronic rRNA transcript (SSU-rRNA, 5.8S rRNA, LSU-rRNA). The transcript is spliced from 15 exons.
UUCACCCGGUAUUGCUAUAGAUAUCACGUGGUUGAUUUCGCCUAAUCUAUACAAAUUAAUUGUUUUUAGUUAUACAGGUUACAUAUUUUGUAUAUAUUUUUAAAUAUUAUUUUCAACAAAUAACUAUGGGGAAGAAGGGAUAUAAUUGGAAGGCACGAAAUGUAGCUGAAGUUGAAAUUGACAAUUCUUCGUUAAAAAAGGUAACCUUAGAUUUCGCACAUCGCCUUGAAAAUUAUGAUGAAUGCAAUGCCUUAGUGCUUCCCAGUAAAAAACGAAAGACAAAAAAUAAAGACAAGAAAGUAACUAUAACUCGAAUAUUAUCUAAAAAGAAAAGAAAACAAUUAGAGAAAGUUAUCAACAAGAAACAAAAGAAAGUCCAGAGAGCUGAAUUAUUAGAAGAAUUAGCAAAGGUACAAGUUUCUGAGAAUGAAUUAAAGCAGUAUGUGUCUUUGGCUGCCCAUCAAACUAAAGGACUGAAACGUCAUUUUCUUGAAUCGGAAACUAACAACAUAAUUUCAAAAGAUGCAGAUGACAAGGAAACCGAAGUCAUUAAUUCUAUUAAAGGGUCAAAGAAAAGAAGAAUAGCCCUACUUACAACAGAUCAUACGCAGAACACUGUAUCUGAUCCAAAUGUAUUAGGCUUGAACGAAUCAAGUGAUAGUGAAGAAGAAUAUAGCUCAAAUGAAAGUAUAGAAAAUGAAGUAUCUGAAAAUAAAAAUGAAAACAAUGAUGAAACAAAAGAAAAAUUAGUUAACGAAGACACAAGUGUUAAUAUAUCUCCUGAAUCAAACAUCACUCAGGUUCCAGAAUCGCAAAAAAUGGAAAUACAGAAUUUUCCAAAAAGAUCUGUUUUAGUGGAUGAAGAACGAAAACCUGCCGUAUUCGUUACUGUUAAUCGUGAACCAAAGAUUCAAGAAGCUAGAUUAAAGCUCCCUAUUUUAGCUGAAGAGCAAAUAAUAAUGGAAGCAAUUAAUGACAAUUUAGUUGUGGUAAUCACUGGAGAAACAGGAAGUGGUAAAACCACUCAAGUGCCCCAAUUUCUAUAUGAGGCAGGCUAUGCAAAAGAAAAGCUUAUUGGAGUAACUGAACCUAGAAGAGUAGCUGCAAUGUCCAUGAGUAAACGUGUCGCAGAAGAGAUGAAUCUCAGCUCAGAAGAGGUUUCCUACUUAAUUCGCUUUGAAGGAAAUGUUACACCAAAUACUCGAAUAAAAUUUAUGACGGAUGGAGUCUUACUAAAAGAGAUACAAACUGAUUUCUUGUUGACAAAAUAUUCCGUUAUUAUAUUAGAUGAAGCGCACGAGCGUAGUGUUCACACUGAUAUACUGAUUGGCUUGCUCUCGCGAAUUGUGCCAUUGCGAAAUAAGAGGAAGGAUCCUCUUAAGCUCAUAAUCAUGUCAGCUACACUACGUGUCGAAGAUUUCGUAGGAAAUACCAAGUUAUUUAAAGGUCUUUCCCCACCAGUGAUUAAUGUGGAUUCGAGACAAUUUCCUGUAACGAUACAUUUUAACAAAAGAACUAACGAAGAUUAUGUAACCGAGGCUUUGCGUAAAACUAUUAAGAUACAUACCCGUCUUCCAGAAGGUGGAAUUCUCAUAUUCUUAACAGGUCAACAGGAAGUAAAUACCGUAGUCAGAAAGCUACGUAAAGCAUUCCCUUAUAAGAAAAAAAAAUGGACGUCCAAGAAGGAUAAUACUAAUAUGUUAAAAGAAAAUGUUAAAGAUGGAAAUGACGAUAAUGAAUCAAACUGUUCCGAAGAAGACCAUAACUUAGAAAAGGUUAUGCGUCGUUUGAAACAAAAUAAAAGUAAACGAAAUUCAGAAUUACCGAACAUCAGUCUUGAUCAAUAUAGUGCUGUACCUACAGAUGACACACAGGGUGAUCUACUUGAUGAUUUAGAGCUAAAUGAUAAUGAUGAUGAAAAUGGUUUCGAUGACGACGAAGAUGAAGAUGAAUGUGCUCUUUAUCUUGACGGAACAUCAAAUGCACAACCACUUUGGGUUUUACCACUCUAUUCUCUAUUGCCAAGUUACAAGCAAGCUAAAGUAUUUGAAGAACCUCCGGAAGGCUGUAGAUUAUGCGUUGUGUCCACUAAUGUGGCAGAAACUUCUUUAACAAUUCCAAAUGUGAAAUACGUAGUAGAUAGUGGUCGAUGCAAAACACGAAUCUAUGAUAAAGUGACCGGAGUAAGCACGUUCCAUGUAUGUUAUACCAGUAAAGCAGCUGCGGAUCAGCGCAGUGGUCGAGCUGGCAGAACAAGUCCAGGACACUGUUACAGGCUUUAUUCCUCAGCUGUAUUUAACGAUCAAUUUGAGCAGUUCAGCGAGCCAGAGAUCCGACGAAAACCCGUGGAUGAUCUCCUAUUACAAAUGAAAGUUAUGAAUAUCGAUAAAGUCGUUAACUUUCCAUUUCCUACAUCUCCGGAUAUUACACAGUUGAUGUCUGCUGAAAACAGACUUCGUGUUUUAGGAGCCCUGGAAGAAGUGCCUUCAAUGAAGCAAGAUAAAUUCUCUGCAAAAGUGACACCACUUGGACGAAGCAUAGCUGCAUUUCCAGUAGCUCCACGCUAUGGGAAAAUGUUAGCAUUGUCUCAUCAGCAUGACUUAUUACAAUACACUGUUUGCUUGGUAGCUGCACUCUCAGUUCAGGAGCUGCUCAUCGAAGGACCAUCUGAACAAUCGGAAGGCAAUCUGAAGAACAAGUGGCUUCAGAUUCGUCGUAAAUGGGCUGGUACUGGAAACAGUCUUUUGCUGGGUGAUCCAAUGGUUCUUCUUCGAGCCGUUGGAGCUGCGGAACAUGCAAGUGUGCAUGGAAAGCUCACUACUUUUUGUGAACAAAACGGUUUGCGACAUAAGGCUAUCGUCGAAGUUAGAAAGCUCAGGCAGCAGCUUACUAACGAGAUCAUGAUCAAUAUAUCAGACUUGAAUCUCAUCGUUGAUUCCGAAAUGUCUCCUCCAACUGAAGUACAAGCCAAAUUGCUUCAGCAAAUUGUACUGGCUGGUAUGGCAGAUCAGGUAGCUCGAAAGGUAUCUCCAGAUGAAUGUAAGGACGAAAAAGAGAGAAGAAAGUGUAAAUAUGCUUACAAGACGUUAGAAAUGGAAGAACCCGUAUUCAUGCACUCAUCUUCUGUCUUGCGGAAGACAAACCCUGAAUGGGUUGUCUAUCAGGAAUUGUUCGAAACUAAUAAAGUGUACAUGCGUGGAAUAACUGCGAUACAACCCGAAUGGUUGCCCAAGUUUGUUCCCUCACUGUGCCAACUGAAAAAAUCCACUUUGGAAUCAGUAUUAAGGAAAAAGGAUGAUUUCGUAUCUGGAACAUUUGGACGAACAGGAUGGGAGCUUCCACUAAUGAAAUUAGAAAAUGUUUGUACAGAAAAUAUAACUAGAUGAAAUUAUGUAUAGUAAA